AUGUCGUCUGGGCUGCAGGAGCGCGACAACGGCGUCUCGUUCAUCCUCCUCAUCUCGAGGCAGGGCAAGGUCCGCCUCGCGAAAUGGUACACCACCAUGCCACCCCGGAACAAGGCCAAGGUCGUCAAGGACGUGACGCAGCUGGUCCUGGCGCGGCGGACACGAAUGUGCAACUUCCUCGAAUACAAGGACUCGAAGAUCGUCUACCGCCGAUACGCCAGCCUCUUCUUCGUCUGCGGCAUCGGACCUCAAGAUAACGAGCUCAUCACCCUCGAGGUCAUCCACCGAUACGUCGAAGUCCUCGACCGGUAUUUCGGCAACGUUUGCGAGCUCGACCUCAUCUUCAACUACCAGAAGGCCUACUCUAUACUCGACGAGCUCAUCAUCGCGGGCGAGAUGCAAGAGUCGAGCAAGAAGUCGGUUCUCAAGGCCGUCGGACAGGCGGACCAGAUCGAGGAGCAGGAGCUGUCGGAGGACCCGCUCGGUCGCCUCGGCCAGCGAUGA
This is a messenger RNA of Rhodotorula toruloides NP11, 504 nucleotides long. Its product is annotated as clathrin coat assembly protein ap19. Gene Ontology annotation, molecular function: clathrin-cargo adaptor activity. Gene Ontology annotation, biological process: vesicle-mediated transport; protein transport. Gene Ontology annotation, cellular component: intracellular membrane-bounded organelle; AP-1 adaptor complex. The transcript has 8 exons. The coding region runs from base 1 to 504 and encodes 167 amino acids. The record is from RefSeq and is a predicted model, not a curated record. NCBI's taxonomy places the organism in Eukaryota, Fungi, Basidiomycota, Microbotryomycetes, Sporidiobolales, Sporidiobolaceae.